This is a messenger RNA of Fonsecaea multimorphosa CBS 102226, 846 nucleotides long. RefSeq lists its product as uncharacterized. Gene Ontology annotation, cellular component: endosome; trans-Golgi network. Gene Ontology annotation, biological process: phospholipid translocation; retrograde transport, endosome to Golgi. The transcript is spliced from 4 exons. The coding region runs from base 1 to 846 and encodes 281 amino acids. The record is from RefSeq and is a predicted model, not a curated record. NCBI's taxonomy places the organism in Eukaryota, Fungi, Ascomycota, Eurotiomycetes, Chaetothyriales, Herpotrichiellaceae.
AUGUGGGGUCUAGUCCAGUUGCUCGUGGACUAUCUCGCGCCCAUAUUUUUAGUCUUGUCGCCCAUCACCUCCUACGCCGAUCAAAUCGCAUCGAUACACCGGAAAAAGUCGUGCGAUGGCUUCUCCCUCGAUAUCCCUCUCAUCAUGCUGGUUGCGUCGAUCCUCAAGGUCUUCUACUGGUUUGGCGCCUACUACGACAAAUCGCUCCUCAUCCAGGCCUCGCUCAUGAUCGUCGUGCAACUCAUCCUCUUGAAGGUCGCACUAGACAACCGAGCCCCAUCCGGUGGGAGCGAAAAAGGCGGAGUGCAUCAUACACCAUUUCACGGGUAUACGCAUAACACCCCAGGAAACAAAGGCAUGUUGAUGGACUUUUUGACGGAGGGGAGGAGACCCUUUGGGUUCUGGCAGUGGAAUGCCACAAAGCCGUACUUUGUCUUCCUCGCGUACUUCACCACAACCCUGCUCUUCAUCCACCUCUUCCUCCCCUUUAUUUCCCAGACUCCCUUCUACGUCACCUUCCUCGGCUACUUCGGGCUCGCGGUCGAAGCCAUCCUCCCUGUCCCACAAAUCCUCAAAAACCACCGAGCCCGGUCUUGCAAAGGGUUCCGGCUCUCCGUCAUCAUCAACUGGUUGGCGGGCGACACCAUGAAAAUGAGCUAUUUCUUCCUCAGCAAGGAGUUUAUACCCUGGCCGUUCCGCCUGUGCGGCAUCUUCCAGGCUUGUUGUGAUGUGUAUUUGGGGCUGCAGUUUUUGAUGUAUGGGCAGGGUCCGCCUGGCAUGAAGGAAGAAGUCCCCAUGGCUAAUGUAGGAGCCGGGUCAAUGGGGAAUGCUGGAUUCCCUGGGUGA